Molecule: messenger RNA, 3904 nt
Organism: Liolophura sinensis
Lineage: Eukaryota; Metazoa; Mollusca; Polyplacophora; Chitonida; Chitonidae
Product: zinc finger protein 431-like
Exons: 4
Coding region: 948-3053 (701 amino acids)
Biological process (GO): regulation of transcription by RNA polymerase II
Cellular component (GO): nucleus
Molecular function (GO): RNA polymerase II transcription regulatory region sequence-specific DNA binding; DNA-binding transcription factor activity, RNA polymerase II-specific
Source: RefSeq, a predicted model, not a curated record
CAUCGUGUCAUUUAGAAAAUAUUUGGGCAGUUUUUAAGAUUAGAUUUGUCCUUCUCUUAGUCAGUAAGAUGAAUCUCAGAUGCUCAUUGUGAAAAGCUGGUUCUUCAAUGAAUUGACGUCACUGUACCAUGUAAUAGCAACCCCUACUUUUAGAUUCCGAAUAUUUUCACCUCCUUCUGCAUGGGUAAGGUUGGUAAGGAGCAGGUACAACUGCAAGUGCUCCCAUUUGUGCAGGUUCCUAAUAUGUAUAGCCCAAAGCUAAGCUAACGCCCAGCUGCUAUCAUAUAGUCAGUUCAUAUGUCAUAUAGACAAUUUCACUAAAACAAAUGGCUUGAACCCUACCUUCUUUUUGUUAUCCACCGGUUCCCUAAAACGACGGAAAUAUAAUAUGUCAAGAUCCAUGAUUAGAUCCUGGUUUUUUUAUCUUGAGCAGAUAAAUCAGUGAAAAUUACUACAUAAGCAAUCAUUCUUGUUGUUGCAUUCUUCCUCAUUUUCAUCCAAGAAAUAAACCAGAAAGUAAACUGAACUGUGAAAUAUAAUAUAUUCAUGUAGCUGGAUUGCUUGCAAUGUGCUCUUUCUAAAUCUGUUUCAUUUAUGUAUCUCAUCACAGUAGUUUGCCUACCGUAGUCAACCCUUUUCUAUUUUUAAUAUCAUUCAAGUCUGUAUUCAGGUCAGCAUUAUUUUGUUUCAUGAAUUACGCACCAAGCAAGGUCUAAUUUCAACAUUUCUGAGAUCUACACCCUUACUAAAAUAUUGUUCACUAAUAAACACUUUGGUCAAGUUUAUGGGUGGAGAAAACCUGAGGAAAUCACAGCCCUUCAACAUGUACUAGAUGAACGUUUAGCCUUUAAAAAGCAGCAGGAUGCAACUUUGGCAACCACACUGGUUAGAGGCUGCAGUGAAACCACAGCUUUCAUGUAUUCAGGCAGGAGGUUGUGAUUGUGAUUAUGGAGGCUGGUGAGAAUGGUGAAGUGGCCAUGGACUCGUUAGACAGUUUCAUGGAUGUGGUGAUGAGCUACAAGUGUAAGCUGUGUGAAUUUACCAGUCCCCACCCCCAGGAUAUCGCCACACAUGUCAAGAGCAAGCACAUCCCAACCCCUGUCACAACGUCCUCUGACAUCCCCAUCUUCAAGCCUCGUCACCACUUCCCUCAGAAGAGCAGCGGUGUUCAGACCAUCAUGGUGCCAUCUACAGAUGGUGUGGAGGAGCAGAGUGAUAUAGAUCACAUGUCCACUCAGACGGACGUUCCCAUCGUGGACUGUCUGACAGGCGACACACAGCCCAAGGAGGAUGAGGUGUACAAUCUACAAAUACCAGUCAGUAACAGUGCUGAAGUGAAAGUUGGGAAUGGACCUAAUGACCUUGAGACUAGCCAGGCCACCAGUCAUAUCGAUGUGGAGAUAGGGGAAGAUGCUGUCAUAGGUGCACCUGCCAGCAAUACUGUCACCAGGGAACUGUUUUUAUGCGGCCAGUGCAGUUUGGGAUUCAACAAUGUAGAGGAAUGCAAGUUGCAUAUGUUACAUACGCACAACACAAUGCUUCCCACAGCAGAAUCCAGUGUUGUCCAGCGGGAAAAAGUCAGUGUGGGGACACAGGUGAAUCAGCGGAAAAAGCCUGGCCGCAAACCCAAGGGCUACCAUGAUGCACAACCUCCGCCGAAUGAACCCUCAUCAGAAGACGAGAGCAUGGUAGUUAUUGGGGGGACAAGAAGCAGGCCUCGCAGAAUCAAAACUCCGAAAGCACUGAAAACAGACUACCUCUUGGAACGGACAAAAGUGAGAACACGGGAGAUGGGCCUAUUAGAGGGUUACACAUUCAAAUGUCCUGAAACUGGCUGCUUUGCUCGGUUCAAAACCUCAGAAUGUCUUGAUCUGCAUGUUAAGUGCCAUCGACGCGGCGAGGAGGAAUACGGCUUCCAAUGUUGUGAAUGUAUGCUCAUCUUCACAAAGUGGAGAGAGUUACGGUUUCAUUUUUGGCGUGCUCACAAGAUUGACACAGAUCUACUGUCUUGCGAGGACUGCUCCUUUAAGACAGACACGAUGCACAAGCUGAAAACUCAUCGUGAAGUGCAUGGGGAGGAGAGACCUUACAAGUGCACCAUUUGUGACAAAGGCUUUAAACAGCUGGCACAAAUGCACAACCACAAAUCCAUCCACCAAGUGACCUCAGACUCAGAGAAGUGGUACUCCAGCAGACAGUGUGACAUUUGCAAACGCUCAUUUGCCAAUCAGAAAUGUCUGGCCAAACAUGUGCAGGCUGUGCACUGUAAGGUCAAACCAUUCGUGUGCUCCCUGUGUGGCUACUCCGCUUCACGGAAAGCUAUGAUCCAGCUUCAUAUGAGAACACAUACUGGGGAAAAACCGUUCAAGUGUGAUUUGUGUACAUAUGUGACAGGAGAUCAUAACUCGCUGAGGCGUCACCGAAUGAGACACACAGGCCACAAGCCCUACAAAUGUCAGUACUGUCCAUACGCCUGCAUACAAGCCAUAUCACUGAAGUGUCAUAUGAAGAACAAGCACCCAGGGCUGGCUGGGGUGUUUUUUUGUGAGUUGUGUCAGUACAGGACUGUUAGCAAGCAGAACUUUGUGAACCAUCAGAAGGAUCAUCAGAACGGCUUGUUACCCGUCACCUGUACGCUAGCAGACACACCGCCUGACGGAAGCGAGGAACAGGUGCUAACGAUCAGGACUGACCAACAGGUGGAGGUACAGGGGACGGAUGCCCAGAUCAGCGCCGAAGAUCUGGCUAAGCUGACGGCUAACUACGAAGGUCUUGUACCCUCUGACGUCAGCGCUGCGCAGCUUAUUUACUCUGCCCUUAAUGCUAUGUCACAGAACGUGCCCCCCACAUCCUCCCAGCAGAGCACCCACAUCCUGGAGGGUGUGCAGACAACAAUCUCUGCCGGGGCCGAGGAGGAUGGGGUAACCACACACACCAUCACCUUCCACCCUGGCCUCCCCCGAGGACCAGGCAGGGGCUGCAGGGGUGGAGUCCACAGGCCCCGUCCUUCUAGCCCCCUCCCUGCCUGUACAGCUCAUACAGACGUCCAAUGAUACCUGCUCACAGGUGAGCACUGUGUCCCUCCCCUACUGCUCAGAGACGCUCCAAACAGGGGACAUUAGCACAAUAACAGUUAGUGAGUCUGGGGUAGUACCAGCUGUUACCGAAACGACCCCGCAGUGACCAAUUUAACUGCCAAAAGUACCUGUCAGUAUUUCUGUAUUUAUACCAAGAACUACUUUCCUCUGAGUUCCUCCAUACAGGGACGCAUCACACAUUCCCUCCCCGAGACCCAACAGAAAGAGAAUAAUCAGGGCUCUGUCCUCCAGCUCAGUGUGCAGAAUGUUGAUGAGAGAGAAGAGUCAUCUGAAUGAGAGACUGUGCUAGUUUAAGUUAGUCCUAUUUACAGUGUAUUUUGGUACACUAUAAACCUGCUUGUAGGUAACAGUACUGUACAUGUGUGUAAAUCUUAAGUAUGCCUCAAGGACCUUUCACAAGCACACGCUACACAAUUUGAUAAGUCAUGCUGAGUGUGGCUCACUGCGUCAGUUGUAGAACUGCUGUACGAGUUCCGUUUUGCAACAGGUGUGACAGGUGAACAGACUAAGAAUAAAAGUUCCAUUAAAAUGUACAGCACUGGGAAUCUAAACUGCAUGUUUGUACGAGUAGAACAAGUUCAUGAACACGAUCUUAUCAAACAUGGGAAAUAUUGACGGUCCUUUUUUGUUUACCUGCUUUUAAUUAUAAACAACAUGCAUACAAAGAAAAAUGCCAUGAUGAAGAUUUAUGUACGGGCUAUAUUAUUAGUACAAGUAAUGAGGAUGUUGAAAGGUACACCAUGAAGCUUAGGGUGGACUUUAACAAAAUGGUUGAAGUCCCACGUGUGUUUCUUGUAGCUUUUCAG